This is a messenger RNA of Monoraphidium neglectum, 881 nucleotides long. RefSeq lists its product as hypothetical. The annotation marks the transcript as partial. The record is from RefSeq and is a predicted model, not a curated record. Gene Ontology annotation, molecular function: ATP hydrolysis activity; ABC-type transporter activity; ATP binding. The transcript has 5 exons. Lineage: Eukaryota; Viridiplantae; Chlorophyta; Chlorophyceae; Sphaeropleales; Selenastraceae.
AUGAGCGGAAUCUUGGGGCCCAGCGGCUGCGGGAAGAGCACGCUGCUGGAUGUGCUGCGGGGCAAGAGGCCGCUGCAGGGGCGGCGGCGGCGGGCGCAGAUGGAGGGGCUUGCACGGCCGGAGUGGUCCGGCCGCGGCCAUGUCAGCUACAACGGCGUCCCAGUCAGCGGCCUACCGCUGCACCGCCUGAUCGGGUACGUCCCCCAGGACGACCUGCUGCACCCAGAACUCACAGUAGAGGAGAACCUCUACUUCUCAGCCGCCCUGACGCUGCCAGCCGGCGCCCCGCGCGCCACGCGCGCCGCCGCCGUCUCCGACGCGCUGUCGCUGCUCUCCCUCGGCCACGCGGCGCGCGCGGUCGUCGGCGGGCCGGAGCGGCGCGGCGUGAGCGGCGGGGAGCGGCGGCGCGUGAACAUCGGGGUCGAGAUUGUGGGGCGGCCGAGCGUGCUAUACCUAGAUGAGCCGACCAGCGGGCUGGACGCCAGCGCUUCCAUAAGCGUGGCAUGGGGGCUGCUGUCAUUGUCGCGGCUGGGCAUGACUGUGGUGGCUGUACUGCACCAGCCGCGGUACGCGCUGUUUCGCCUCUUCCAGCAAGUGCUGCUGCUGACCCCCUCCCGCGAGCCCGCGUUUGCCGGCCACCCGGCCCUGGCGGCCCCAUACUUCGAGACCCUCGGCUUCCGGCGGCUGCCCGCCGAGAAUCCCGCCGACUGGCUCAUCGACAUUGUGGCCGGCCGCGCGCCCCGCGAGCUCGGCGGCCGCCGCGGCGGCGGGGGCGGCGGAAGCGGGGGGGACGAGGGGGGAGAGGGGGAAGCUUCAGGGCAUCUGGCGGCGCUGGAGGACUCCCUUGACCUACCAGAGCUGUGGAGGGGCAGCGGUGCCAG